AUGACGCAAGAGCGCCGUCCUCUCGGGAGCGCGCAGUACGCCAGUAGUCAGUCAAACGUGCUGAUUUGAUGAUCCUGAAACCGGAGCGAUAAACAGACCGGAUUCCAGCAGAGCACCUGAAAGCCGGUCUCCGGCGGGCCCGAGACAGCAGUCAGGAGAUCGCCAUAUUUGUCAUGACACUGUUCUGUAUUAAUCAAACUUCAUUUAUUUUGGAUUACAGCAGAGGAACGUUAAUUUUUCAUACGCUGUCAGAUGGUUUAGUACAGCGGUUUUCAUUACGUCUGUGUAAAUCGUUCCUCCAACGUCUUUGCUGACGAGUCAGAAACCAGAUUCAAAAGCUGAUCUGAGCAAAAAUAAGCCCUUUUUAGGGUAUAUUUUCUCUUUUCUCACACCGCACCAAAUGCACAUCUACCUCCAUACACUGUCAAAUCUAUAAAUCUGCUAUUAAAAUUAAGCAAUAUCAAACCCAGUGACUAAAUAAUCCAUAGAAGCGUCAUUCACACACACACUGUCUCCAUGGCGAUGCAUGGGCCCGUGUCGUCCCCUCCGCGCGCCGUGAGCUGAGUGUGGAGCGGCCGCCGCCGCAGGACCCCGGAGCCGCCGCCCUGUCGGACCCCCAGCAGCCGCGGGAAGCCAUGGCCUCGUCCGUGCGCUUCACCGUCACGCCCAUCAAAGCCGAGGACCUGCCGGACACGUCUCCGGACGUCAGCUCGCGCUCCAGCGCCAGGGUCCGCUUCGGCUCCCGGGAGAGCGUCAACCGCAGCGAGCCAUACAGCGAGGCGUCCGGAGGGUUCACGACCUCUGCAGGGGGCGACACGCCGGACCGCAGUAACCUCGAACAUGGUGACGGCGUGAAGCUGUCCAACGUCUACAUCAAUAACUCUCAUGCCAUCGAUGAUGAUGAUUUCUACGACAGGAAUCUGGCUCUGUUUGAGGAGGAGAUGGACACUCGUCCCAAGGUGUCGUCUCUGCUCAACCGUCUGGCCAACUACACAAACCUCACGCAGGGCGCCAAAGAGCACGAGGAGGCCGAGAGCAUCGGCGAGAAGCGCAAGCCCAGCAAGUCUCCUCAGAUGGGCACCUUCAUGGGCGUGUACCUGCCGUGCCUGCAGAACAUCUUCGGCGUGAUCCUCUUCCUCAGGCUGACGUGGGUCGUGGGGACGGCCGGAGUCCUUCAGGCGAUGUGUAUCGUCUUCAUCUGCUGCUGCUGCACGCUGCUGACAGCCAUAUCUAUGAGUGCCAUCGCUACCAAUGGAGUCGUGCCAGCGGGGGGGUCGUACUUUAUGAUCUCCCGUUCACUGGGGCCCGAGUUCGGAGGGGCCGUGGGCUCCUGUUUCUAUUUGGGUACGACCUUCGCGGGGUCCAUGUACAUCCUCGGUGCCAUCGAGAUCCUGCUGAUGUAUAUCGCUCCCGGGGCCGCCAUCUUCGUCUCGGACACUCCUGACGGCGAGGCCGCGGCCAUGUUGAAUAACAUGCGCGUGUACGGCUCCAUCUUCUUACUGCUGAUGUCGCUGCUGGUGUUCGUGGGAGUCAAGUACGUCAACAAGCUGGCGUCGGUGUUUCUGGCCUGCGUCAUCGUGUCCAUCCUCUCCAUCUACACCGGAGCGCUGGUGUCCGCCUUCAGCCCGCCGGCCUUCCCUGUGUGCAUGCUGGGAGACAGAAGCCUCUCUCAACACGAGCUGAAGGACGGUCAAUGCGCCAAGACCCUGCUGAUGCCGCCGGAUCCGCUGCCGCAGGAAACCGCUAACGUCAGCGAGAGCUUCAACGGCACAGACGCUCCUCCCGUCACUGCGGCCGCGCUGGAGAAGACCACCAAACUGUGGUCGUACUUCUGCAACAGCUCCGAGCUGAACGCCGUGUGCGACGACUACUUCCUCCACAACAACGUCACGCAGAUACCGGGAAUCCCGGGACUCGCUAGCGGCGUGAUCACAGAGAACCUCUGGAGCUCGUACUCUGCUAAAGGAGACGUUUUGGAGCGCGGCUCACAUCGCUCCGCCCACACGCCCGCCGUGUCCAAUCAUUACCCUUAUGUGUUUGCUGACAUCACCACCUCCUUCACGCUGUUGGUUGGGAUUUUCUUUCCGUCUGUGACUGGAAUCAUGGCGGGAUCGAACCGCUCUGGAGAUCUGAAGGACGCGCAGCGCUCCAUUCCCAUCGGCACGAUCCUCGCCAUCCUCACCACCUCCCUCGUCUACCUGAGCUGUGUGCUGCUGUUUGGAGCCUGUGUGGAGGGCGUCGUUCUUCGAGACAAGUUUGGAGACUCGGUGAAAGGAAACCUGGUGGUCGGCACGCUCUCGUGGCCCUCGCCAUGGGUGAUUGUGAUUGGCUCGUUUUUCUCCACGUGUGGCGCCGGCCUCCAAUCGCUGACCGGAGCUCCUCGCCUGCUGCAGGCCAUCGCUAAAGACAACAUCAUUCCUUUCCUGAGGGUGUUCGGUCACGGGAAAGCCAACGGAGAGCCGACAUGGGCUCUUCUGCUGACUGCGGUUCUGGCUGAGCUGGGGAUCCUGAUCGCGUCGCUGGACCUCGUCGCUCCCAUACUGUCCAUGUUCUUCCUGAUGUGUUAUCUGUUCGUGAAUCUGGCCUGCGCUCUGCAGACGCUGCUCAGGACGCCCAACUGGAGACCUCGAUUCUCCUACUACCACUGGACAUUGUCGUUUCUAGGCAUGACGAUCUGUCUGGCUCUCAUGUUCAUAUCGUCAUGGUACUACGCUAUCGUCGCCAUGGUGAUCGCCGGAAUGAUCUACAAAUACAUCGAGUAUCACGGAGCAGAGAAGGAGUGGGGCGACGGCAUCAGAGGUCUGUCUCUCAGCGCGGCCCGCUUCGCUCUGCUCCGGCUGGAGGAGGGACCGCCGCACACCAAGAACUGGAGGCCGCAGCUGCUGGUGUUGCUGAAGCUCGAUGAAGACGCUCACGUCAAAUCUCCACGUCUGCUGACGUUUGCGUCUCAGCUGAAAGCAGGGAAAGGUUUGACCAUCGUGGGAACCGUCAUCCCGGGAAACUUCCUGCAGACCUACGGCGAGGCUCUGGCUGCCGAGCAGACUCUCAAGCUUCUGAUGGAGAAGGAGCGCGUCAAGGGUUUCGUCCAGUGCAUCGUGGCCCAGAAGCCCCGCGAGGGCAUCAGUCACAUGAUCCAGUCCAGCGGGUUGGGCGGCAUGCGGCACAACACUGUGGUCAUGGGCUGGCCGCACGCCUGGAGACAGAGCGAAGACCCGCAGAGCUGGAAAACCUUCAUCAACACGGUGCGCGUCACCACAACAGCUCAUUUGGCUCUGCUGGUGCCCAAAAACAUCUCUCUGUUUCCAAGCAACAGCGAGCCGUGUACGGAGGGCUUCAUCGACGUGUGGUGGAUCGUCCAUGAUGGCGGGAUGCUGAUGCUGCUGCCCUUCCUGCUCAAACAGCACAAGGUGUGGCGGAAGUGCUCCAUGCGCAUCUUCACCGUGGCUCAGAUGGAAGACAACUCCAUCCAGAUGAAGAAAGACCUGGCCACGUUCCUCUACCACCUGCGGAUCGAUGCUCACGUGGAGGUCGUGGAGAUGCACGACAGCGACAUCAGCGCGUACACGUACGAGAGGACGCUGAUGAUGGAGCAGAGGUCGCAGAUGCUCCGGCAGAUGCGUCUGUCCAAGUCGGAUCGGGAGAGAGAGGCGCAGCUGAUCAAAGACAGGAACUCGAUGCUGCGUCUGACCAGCAUUGGCUCUGACGACGACGACGAGACGGACGGGCUGGACAAGAGUGCGGAUCACCGGCGCGUCCACAUGACCUGGACCAAAGACAAAGCCCUGCAGCUCCUCAGCAACACGCAGACCAACACGGCCUCCUGCUGCAGCACGCCGGAGGGCUUCAGAGACAUGCUGAACAUCCGGCCAGAUCAGUCCAAUGUGCGGCGGAUGCACACCGCUGUCAAACUCAACGAGGUGAUUGUCAAUAAAUCCCAUGAUGCCCGGCUCGUCCUGCUCAACAUGCCCGGGCCGCCCAGGAACACGGAAGGAGACGAGAACUAUAUGGAGUUUCUGGAGGUGUUAACGGAGGGCCUGGAGCGAGUCCUGCUGGUGAGGGGAGGAGGAAGUGAGGUCAUCACCAUCUACUCCUGAUAGCCAGUCAUACGCCAUCUACUGGCAUGAGAGAGCACUCAAAAGGGAAGCGUGGCCAGUUGAAUAUGUUUCAUUUGCCUAACUCAUGUGUUUUAUGAUUAUCAUUGACUGUGUCUCCGAGAAUCUGCCAGCCGUCUCGCCUGCGCGGUAACAAUUCGAUUUUAGUUUGCGCCACCACAACCAUUCGACAGCGUCUAACCCACAGCGGCGGUAUCUGUGCACACAUAUCAUGUCAUGAAACCACAGCUCCUUCAGGACCAUCAUCGUUCACGUGCAUGUGAUGGACCAAUCGGUGGAGAGCGCGAGCACACGCAUCACACGUGUGUUCGUCAGACUGACUCAGGGCUAAAGCGUUUGAUACUGGACCUAGUGUGUGUGUGUGUGUGUGUGUGUGUGCACUGAAGGUUUCGAGAAGAGCGAGUGAAAUACACUUUAAAUGGGGUUGCCGAUUAUUAUGUGAUCCUGCUCAUUUCACAUUUGUUCUGCAUGGAAAACCUGAAUGCGAAUCAAUGUUGUACAAACAGGAGAUCACCGUAGCAAUACGUUCAUCACGCGCGUUCAUGUUUCCUGUGGAUUUGGAUGUUUAAAUGUUCAUACAGAUUUGAAACUGCGUCGCCUCUGCUUUAAAUCCCUGAAAUGAUUGUGUUUUUGUGUCCUGCUUUAUUUGUGGAGGGUUUUAUGCGUUGUUUUUUGUUGUUCUUGUUGAAUUUUUAUCAUCAGUUGCUUAUAUCUUUAUGUGCAGGGAUUGUGAUUUUGUUUUUGUCAGAUUGUCAUUUUUCAAUCUCAAGUGUUAUCUGCUAUUUCUAUCACGUUCAGUAAUAAAAUGACAGUAAUACAUCCUCUUUUAAAAAUGAAAA
This is a messenger RNA of Megalobrama amblycephala (Wuchang bream), 4951 nucleotides long. Its product is annotated as solute carrier family 12 member 6-like. Gene Ontology annotation, molecular function: potassium:chloride symporter activity. Gene Ontology annotation, biological process: potassium ion import across plasma membrane; chloride transmembrane transport; potassium ion homeostasis. Lineage: Eukaryota; Metazoa; Chordata; Actinopteri; Cypriniformes; Xenocyprididae. Gene Ontology annotation, cellular component: membrane. The coding region runs from base 636 to 4094 and encodes 1152 amino acids. The record is from RefSeq and is a predicted model, not a curated record. The transcript has 25 exons.